Molecule: messenger RNA, 183 nt
Organism: Bipolaris maydis ATCC 48331
Lineage: Eukaryota; Fungi; Ascomycota; Dothideomycetes; Pleosporales; Pleosporaceae
Source: RefSeq, a predicted model, not a curated record
GUGCUUUGGUGGGAGCCGCGCAAGAUUUUGGUGACAGCUGGUUUUUUCCUACCUCACAUUACAUUUCCACCACCAUUAGAUAUUGGACAGCGCGAUGUAGGAGGUGGAUAUUUGCUAUAUAACGGAUAUAUUGUGGUAGAUUUUUUUUGCAUUUCUCUGUCAAAAAGGGCGAUCUUGGCGUGA